GGGGCACAGCCCGGGCUGGGUGUGAGCUGCCUGAGUUGAUCUCUGCCUGCCUUUCUUGGAAGGUGUGUUAUUUUGGUAAACACAGGCGAUAAAUUUAACUAGUCAUCGUGACGCAAGCGGAAACUGUGGGGUGGAAAUGCAUGCUACUUCCUUCUUACGGGAAGGGGUAGUUUUAUGUUAGUAGCUCCUAGAAGCAGCCUGCUGCGUGCUCCCAGGCUGGUGGGGAGGCUUUGGCCAGGGCAGGAUGCUGGGGCGGCUGCUGGGGCGCAGCCCCGGGCUGUGGCGGAGGGUCCCUCAGCUGGUCCCGUGCCCUGCCAGAGCCAUGGGUGACAAAGCGAAGGGUGCUCAGGACGAGACUUUGCAGCUGCCUAAUCCAGGUUACAAAGCUUUCAGAAGUGACAGGAGUCCUACAAAUUUUGAUAAAAAGGUGUUAGUAUGGGUAGGACGCUUUAAGAAAGAAGAGGACAUUCCCAAGUACAUAUCGUCUGAGGUCCUUGAUGCAGCAAGGAACAGAGCCAGGAUAAAGGUUUGCUACAUCAUGAUUGCACUGACCUUGCUGGGCUGUUUGGCCAUGGUAAUCACAGGCAAAGAAGCUGCUAAAAAGGAUCACACACUGCUGAGGAUUAACACAGAAAAGAAGGCCAAAUGGAGGGCUGAAGUGGAAAAAGAUCAGGAGGCAGCUGUUGAGAAGCCACAAUGACUGGGAACAGAUUAAUUUUAACAGGAGAUAAAUGAUUUGCACGUGUACAUGUUGCAUAUGUACCUGUCUUCAUUUAACUCUUUGGAGCUUUUUUCACGAAACUCUCUCAGGACAAGGACUUCACUGCUUAAAAACUGCUCCAUAUGAACCAUGAAACUCCUUAUGGAAACUCCAACACCUGCUUUCUGUGGCCUUUCGUCUUUGGCACUGGGUUCUGCUGAAAUACAGAAACCUCUUCUAAACUGCAAAGUGUGGGAAGGAUGAAUGCAGGACUCCCCAGCUCAGGAUCAGCUUUUUGUGGUGCUCAGUGUGGCCAUGGGGCUGUCUCCUGGCAGCCAGGAAGGAUGCAGCCCUACAUCAGAGAGCACGCCAUUCUGUGCAGUGCUUCUAGGGCAAACAACCUUGGCCAAAGUGACCCAGGGCAGGGAGAAAAGGAGUCUGAAAUGUGUUUUGCAGCCAUAAAGAGGUUGAUUAUCUCUGCCUCUAAGCCUGCUGCCAUCACUGUCCCCUCUUCCUCCCCAGCCCCUCCUGGGAUCCCAUGGCCAGGGGAGAGGGGGGACAUGAGUGUGAAGAGGGGUUGGGAAGAUGGAGGAGUGUGAGCUGACUCUGAUGACUGAUAUGGGCCAAAAGGAGCUUUGGGCCAGAGGAGACAGUAGUGAUGUGGAGUAAUAGCAUGGUCAUGUGGAAUGGUUUGGUUGCUGUGGGGCAGCCUGGUGAUCCUGUGCCUGGUGCACGGAGCCUGGCCUGAAGGCACCUUUUGUCCCGAGGCAGCUCACUGGUUUUGCUUUUUCAUCUUCUGCUUCCACUCAUCGUCAUGAAAGUUCUCUAACACUUGCUUAGUUGUGGUUUUAGUCAGAAGUAAUUGUUAAUAUAUGGUUUGCUAAAACUAGAUUCUUUUUAAUUAUCAUAGUUCAUUAAUCCAUAAUAAAACAGCUGUCCAAUUACAUCUAAAACAAAUGCAUCUCUUCACAGCUUCAUUUAAAGUGUCACUGAACUCUCUGGGAUGAUGUUUAACAGAUGGGAGAGAUCCUAAUGAAAUACUGGAAGUUGCAUUUUCAUGAAGUGAUUAAACUCCAAGACAGGCCCCAGUUCACACUUGGGGCUGCUGAUGGUCAGUGUAUCAUUCAUCACCCCCCGAGACACCCAUCAGGUGGGUUGGUGGAGCUGGGUGCACUGCAGGAGGUGCCAAGGGAC
Messenger RNA from Athene cunicularia (burrowing owl), 1894 nucleotides. Its product is annotated as protein FAM162B-like. The coding region runs from base 245 to 700 and encodes 151 amino acids. The record is from RefSeq and is a predicted model, not a curated record. Gene Ontology annotation, biological process: positive regulation of release of cytochrome c from mitochondria; cellular response to hypoxia; neuron apoptotic process. Gene Ontology annotation, cellular component: mitochondrion. The transcript has 4 exons. Lineage: Eukaryota; Metazoa; Chordata; Aves; Strigiformes; Strigidae.